Messenger RNA from Aspergillus wentii DTO 134E9, 1047 nucleotides. Its product is annotated as putative pyrimidine 5'-nucleotidase. Gene Ontology annotation, molecular function: nucleotidase activity. The record is from RefSeq and is a predicted model, not a curated record. Lineage: Eukaryota; Fungi; Ascomycota; Eurotiomycetes; Eurotiales; Aspergillaceae. The transcript has 5 exons. Bases 198 to 908 code for a protein of 236 amino acids. Gene Ontology annotation, biological process: pyrimidine nucleobase metabolic process; nucleotide catabolic process.
CUUCACCUCACAGUUGCGCAGUUAUCCCCCACUUGUCGACGAUAGACGUCUAUUGAACGCGCUGGAGUUGAGUCCUAUCGCUCAUGUAUCGUGCCUUCUGCGCAUCUCCCAGACCGCAAUUCUUAUCUGGAGGCCUCUCGUCUUUCUUCCGUGCUCCGUCCUGCUAUCGGAACAAUAUAGUUCGCAAUCGGAGGACCAUGGCAAAUUCCGCCUGCCCGGCCCCUGAGGCAUUUGAUUCCAGGCCGGUUUUCUUUUUUGAUAUUGACAAUUGUCUUUAUUCCAGAUCAUGUAACAUACACGAUGAGAUGCAGAUAUUGAUAAAUAAAUUCUUCGUCAAACACCUUUCCCUCGAUCCUCAAGACGCUCAUAUGCUCCACCAGAAAUACUACAAAGAAUACGGCCUUGCCAUCGAAGGACUCACCCGUCAUCACCAAAUUGAUGCUCUUGAUUUCAAUCGCGAAGUCGACGAUGCUCUGCCGCUGAACAACAUCCUGAAGCCGGACCCCAAGCUGCGGAAGCUACUUGAGGACAUUGAUAAGACAAAAGUCAAGCUAUGGCUUCUCACGAACGCAUACGUCAAUCAUGGCAAGCGUGUCGUGAAAUUGUUGCAAGUUGAUGACCUUUUUGAGGGGAUCACAUACUGUGACUAUGCGCAGCCGCCGCCGUUGGUUUGUAAACCUAGCCAGGAUAUGUACGAAAAAGCGGAGAUAGAGGCGGGCGCUCCAAGUACAGAGCAGUGCUACUUUGUCGAUGAUUCCCACCUGAACUGCAAGCACGCUGAGGCUCGCGGCUGGAUCACAGCUCACUUUCUUGAGCCCGAGCUUCCGAUGCCUCGUGUUCCAGCGUCAAAAUAUUUGGUACGAAACCUCGAGGAAUUGCGGCUUCAUUUCCCUCAGUUCUUCAAGUAAUGCCGGGGUGGUAGCCGUCCUCCGAAAUUAGAUUUUAGAUGCCCCCGUUGAACUUGUCAUGAUGUAUUCACUAUUCUAUCAUAAUUCCUUUUUUACAUAACUAGAAUUAUACAUACAAUUAUCUACAGGGAAGAAGUGC